Aegilops tauschii subsp. strangulata is the source of this 459-nucleotide messenger RNA. Lineage: Eukaryota; Viridiplantae; Streptophyta; Magnoliopsida; Poales; Poaceae. The record is from RefSeq and is a predicted model, not a curated record.
AUGGAUUACCAACCACUUAUCUCAGCCCUAGAUGUCCGCACCGAACCACUAUCUGUUGAUGAUCUCUUCGGCAUGGUGGCGAACUUUGAUCAGCGCAUGGAGCUGUUCCAGGGUACAGACGCCAGGGCCUUCAAGUCCUUGGCAAACAGUGCCUCACGGGGACAUGGCGGCGCUCCCAAGGGCGGCUACCACAACUCACCCAAGGGUGGAAACGGCGGCGGCAACAGCAACUACAACAACGGUGGCGGCGGCUACCGCGGCAACAACAGCGGAGGUGGUGGUGGCAGCUACAACCAGGGCGGCAGCGGUGGCUACCGCGGCUAUGGUGGUGGCUACAACGACGGCGGUGGCGGGGGCUACUACAACAACAAUGGCCCCCCACGCCAUAACUACAACAACAAUCAAGGUCGCCAAGGCGGCCGCUUCACCGGGUAUGAAGAAUAUGAGAACAAGUGUUAG